This is a messenger RNA of Uranotaenia lowii, 2009 nucleotides long. RefSeq names its product cell division cycle protein 23 homolog. Gene Ontology annotation, cellular component: anaphase-promoting complex. The transcript is spliced from 2 exons. Gene Ontology annotation, molecular function: protein binding. The coding region runs from base 95 to 1966 and encodes 623 amino acids. The record is from RefSeq and is a predicted model, not a curated record. NCBI's taxonomy places the organism in Eukaryota, Metazoa, Arthropoda, Insecta, Diptera, Culicidae. Gene Ontology annotation, biological process: cell division.
GCUCGCAGUUGAAAAAAAAAUGUUUGCAUCUUUUGCAGGAUGUUGGUGAAAAUUCGGUUUCGUUGAUUUAUAAUUCGAAUUGAAGUGCGUUAAAAUGGAUGAAACUUUUACCGUAAACUUGGGAUCAGUUAAACAGGAUCUAAUCCUGGGAAUGAUCGAGUGCCAGAAGCGGGGUCUGGUGCAGAGUGCCAAAUGGCUGGCGGAGUUAAGUCACGGAUUAAAUGACGUUUCAAUCGAACCCGCAAGUCGGCGAUCCAGCGAUACCCUGAACGCAGGAAUAUCCGACGAGGAGUACGAUGAUUACGUGCUAGCUAAAAGCUACUUCGACGUGCGCGAGUAUGACCGAUCCGCGUACUUUACCCGGAAUUGCAAUUCGCCGGUUCCCAAAUUUUUGCAUAUCUAUGCCACAUACAUGUCCAAGGAGAAAAAGCGCCUGGACAACAUGAGUGACAAUUCUAUCGUAAACUCAACCAGCCACGUUAAGGAUUAUUCGGAGCUGUUAGCUUCACUCCGCACAGAGCACAGCCUCCGAAAGUUGGAUGGCUAUUGUCUCUAUCUGUAUGGAGUCAUUUUGAAGAAACUGGAUCUCAACCAAAUGGCGGUCAAUAUUUUCGUUGAAGCCAUCAACGCGGAACCCACUAUGUGGGGAUCCUGGGUUGAACUGGCCCCUCUAAUUACCGAUAAAACUAUGCUCCAGAAUCUGAAACUUCCCAACCAUUGGAUAAAGCAAAUUUUCAUUGGUUACACCUACAUUGAACUCUUCCUCAACGACGAAGGAAUCAAAAUAUUCGAACAUCUACAGGUGGCUGGUUUCGGGAAAUGUAUCUUUGUCCCCACCCAAUUGGCCAUAGCCUUUUCAAACAAACGAGAUGUGGACAAGUCAAUCGAAAUUUUUCAACGGCUGCACGAGGUCGACCCCUUUCGGCUGGAUAACCUGGAUUCCUACUCCAAUUUACUGUUCGUAAAGGACAUGAAAACGGAUAUGGCACACCUAGCCCACAAAGCCGUGGACAUCAACAAGUACAGCCCGGAAACGUGCUGCGUAGUCGGGAAUUACUACAGCAUCCGGGGAGAUCACCACAAGGCGGUGGUCUACUUUCAGCGGGCACUGAAACUCAACCCCCGGUAUCUGUCCGCGUGGACCUUGAUGGGGCAUGAGUUCAUGGAGAUGAAAAACACCAACGCUGCUAUCCAGAGCUACCGGCAGGCGGUGGAGGUUAACCGAAGAGACUUUCGGGCCUGGUACGGUCUAGGUCAAGCGUACGAAAUCCUCAAAAUGCCAUUCUACAGUCUACACUAUUACAAAGCGGCCCAGCAGUUGCGUCCUUACGACAGCCGAAUGUUGGUGGCUCUGGGAGAAACCUACGAGAAGCUAGAGAAGGCAGCCAACGCUCUCAAGUGCUACCAGAAAGCAUACAACGUAGGUGAUAUCGAGGGAGUUGCCCUGUACAAUCUUGCCCGGCUUUACGAAAAGCAGAACGAAAUCGAAAAAGCCAUCCCCGCACUUUUGCGGUUCUGUUCCGACGAAAAAACGGUGGUCGAUAAAAGCUCACUUUGUCACGCGUACAUGACUUUGGGAAAUUUCUACGAAAAGAAUGGCCAGUUCGAUAAGGCGUCCCAUUUUGCAUACAAGUGUUUGGACCACGAGGAAUCGAAACGUGAGGCGGAAGCUCUCCUGAAAACCAUUGCCAACAAACGGGCGCAAAAAGCGGCCGCACAAGCCCAGACUUCCUCAGCAACCGGUACCGAAGCUCGGCAAGGGGAGGAUCUGGAGAAAACAUCCGAUAUGGAUCUGGAGGAGAUUGAGUUUGAGGGUAGUGUCGGACGAGUGGUUGAUCUGGCAAUGGCCCACGACGAUAUGCUGGUCGAGAACGAUGAACCGGAAUUCCAGCUGGAGCAAGCAGCGGAGCUGGAAAAUUCUUCCCUAUCGAUCAUCAUGGAGGAUGACCCGGAUCCAACUGAGUGAGUCUUUUUCUUUAGAUUAAUUCUAUAAAACACAUUUUGUCUUA